AUGGUUGCCAUCAAGGAAUACGACCAAAGACUAGCUAAGUUGGAUGAAGUCCAAGAAGCAAUAGAAAUUGAUGUAGACGAAGAAGAACUAGAACAACUUUUGGAUGAAGCCCAUGAGUUUAGAACAAAAAGUGUGCAGCCUAGGAUACAAGCUGAAGACCAGAUAAGGAAGUUAGCAGCAGCAGCAGAGGGUCCUGGUUCUAUAAGUGGUCAGUCUUCAUCUCAAGAAUCAGAUGUCACCAACAUCAAGUUACCCAAGCUGGAACUGCCAAAGUUUAGUGGAGAUGCCAAGAAUGUAGUGAAGGGACUAGCCCAUACCAGUGCUAAUUACCCGGUUGCUUGCAAUUUACUGAAGGAACACUAUUACAAGCCAGAAAAGAUUAUUUUUGCUCAUGUCCAGGCAUUGUUAAAUGGUCAAGUCAACAUUAAUGUCAGCGGACCAAAGGGUGUAGCACAGCUGUGGAAAUUACGAGAUGACAUUCUAAUACACAUCUGCAGUUUGGAGGCGCUAGGCGUCACUGGAAAACAGUGUGAAGUGUUUCUUACACCUAUCAUCCUCUCUCGUUUGCCCAGUGAACUGCGGCUAGAGUGGGCCAGGGAUGGUGAUGGACAUGAGAGUGAUUUAGAUUGGUUAUUGACAUUCUUAGACAAGCAAAUUUCAAGAUUAGAAAGGUCUGAAACCUUUAAGGGAAAGAGUAGUAGUGAGGAAAAGAAAAUUAAAAGUAAGAGUUCUAAAGACAAGGUGUACUCAGCCGCAGCUCUUCAUGCUUCGUCCAAGCAAGAAAACACUAAGUGCAGUUUCUGUGGCAAGAAACAUAAAUCAGAAAACUGUUUUGGUGUUCUAGAAUUGAGUGGAAAAGAGCGAGGUGAAAAAAUAAGAAGUUUAGGCCUAUGUUUCAAGUGUUUGAAGAGUGGACACAUGUCAAGAGAGUGUAAAGCUCGUACAAGAUGUACAAAGUGUAACGGUGCCCACUCUACUUUAAUGUGUGGUGUUAGGCAGGAAAUUAAUCUAAAGAAGGAAGAAAGUGAAGCAAAGGUAGGUGCUGUUGGCAGUGACAAGCCUGGUGAUGUGGCACUUCUGACAAGGCAAGGUGGUAACUGUAACAUUUUACAGACAGCCAAAGUUAAAGUAAGUGGUAGUGAUGGUACUGUUGUCACUGCUCAGGUAAUGUUUGAUAAUGGUGCAGACAGAUCAUAUGUUAGUAGCAAAUUUGUGAAGAAGUGUAAACCACAGUGGAUCACUAGUGCACCUAUGCCAUACUCUAGUUUUGGGGGUCAUAGUAGUGGAAAAAAUGAACACAGAAAUGUUUAUGAGUUAGAGUUGUGGGACUCUGACAAGAAAUUGGUACCUAUCAUUGCUGCGGAGAUUCCCAGAAUAUGUCGGCCCUUGGUUAGGCCUGUUGUACCAUAUUCAGUGCUUAACUCUUUUUCUCAUGUUGCAUUAGCUGAUGAUUACCACCAUGAUUCUCCCAUUGAGAUUGAUAUACUGAUUGAUCUAGAUUUCUACUGGGCACUGAUUUCUCCUGUACAUGCCUUCCAAAUUAACCAUGUUGUAGCCAUGAAGUCUGUCUUUGGUUAUGUCUUGAGUGGCAGGCUGUAUGAAACCACUCGCACUUGUACGUAUUCUUUACCACAAUUAUUGUGUAUCUCCUCUGUUUCAGAUUCAGAUUUGUGUAAGUUUUGGGAUCUGGAAACUGCAGGGGUUAAGCCUAGGGAACUUGUUGAAAGUUAUAGUGAGACUAAAGUUUUCAAAGAAUUUGAGAGUAAUGUGAAGUUUGUGAAUGGUCGCUAUGAGGUUGCACUGCCCUGGAAGGAUGAUUCUGCUAAAGAAAAACUUUUGGAUAAUGAAGUCAUAGCCCAUAAAAGGUUAAGUAAGCUAAUGGUUAAGUUAGAACAAAAUAAGGAGCUUAAGAAAGAGUAUCAAAAAGUGUUUGAUAGUUAUGAGUCUGAUCACAUGAUAGAAGAGGUACCAAGGCAGGAAAUUUCAGGUGUGAAUUCUGUGUACUAUAUGCCUCAUCGUCCAGUAGUGAAGUUAAGCAGUUCAAGUACUAAGAUAAGGCCUGUGUUUGAUGCCUCUGCCUCUUGUUACAAUGGUGUAUCAUUGAAUGACUGUUUGUCCUCAGGCCCAUCACUCAACCCUGACUUGGUUGAAAUGCUCAUCCGCUUUCGUCGUUGGCCCAUUGCUGUUACAGCUGAUAUAAGAAAGGCAUUUCUGCUAAUUAGUGUACAAGAGAAAGACAGAGAUGUUCAUAGAUUUUUGUGGCCAAGAGACGAUGGUACAAUACGGCACAUGAGAUUCACACAUGUACCCUUUGGUAACACAGCGAGCCCAUUUCUGUUAAAUGCCACUAUCAAACAUCAUUUGGAUAAGUAUCCCCCCACUAGUGUAGUGCAAGAUUUGAAGGCUAACAUGUAUACAGACAAUUGGUUGAGUGGUGCGGAUUUUGCUGUAGAAGCAGCUGAUAAAUUUUGUGAAGCCCGUAGCAUUUUUGCUGAUGCUAGUAUGGACCUUACAAAGCUUGUGUCAAAUAGUUUGCUGAUUACUUCUCAGUUAUGUGACAAGGUACCCUUUAUAAAUUCUGAUGAACGUAAUACUGUAUUAGGCCUUAAGUGGUGUAACUCACAGGACAGUUUCUCCUUUGAUGGCAUAACUUUAGAUUCUAUUGUGCAAGUAGUCUCUACUAAGCAAAGCAUCCUUAGUGGGAUAACUAAGAUUUUUUACCCUUUAGGAUUAAUUAGUCCAUAUGUUAUGUAUGGCAAGAUACUUUUUCAGGAACUCUGGAAACUGGGUCUGACUUGGGAUCAAGAAAUGCCAUCAGAGUUGAAGCUUAAGUUUCAGAGAUGGCUCCUUAGUAGUCAACAAUUUAAGAAUUUUCAGAUAGAUAGAUGUUAUUUUCCACAAAAAGCCUGGGAGAAGCUUAGACAUAUGGAGCUACAUGGGUUUAGUGAUGCUUCUGAAAAGGGCUAUGGGGCUUGUGUGUACCUGCGAGUACCUGUGGAGAACAGCUCAUAUAAGGUGUCAUUAGUAUCCUCUAAGUCAAGAGUUGCUCCCAUAAAGACAAUUACAUUGCCGAGGUUAGAACUCAUGGGAUCUCUUUUGUGUUCAAGAUUAGUCAACUUUGUGAAGAAUGCCCUUAACCUAGUUAACAGUGUUAGAGUUAGGUAUUGGACAGAUUCUACCAUUGCUCUGUCAUGGAUUCAAGGAGAUGCUAGUAAGAAGGACAUAUUUGUAGCUAAUCGGGUAAAGGAAAUCAGAGAGUUAACACCUCCAAGUUGCUGGCAACAUUGUGGAAGUAAGGACAAUCCAGCUGACCUGAUAACACGGGGUCUUUUGGCGGAUAAUCUUGUGGAUAGUACUAUGUGGUACUAUGGGCCUAGUAUGUUAAAAGACACCCUAUACCAGGAAAGGGAAGGUAACACAGUUGUUAAAGAUAAAGAAGAAAUAAGCACUGAAAGUACUGUUACCUGUCUCAAUGUACAAGGAGUGCCAGAAACCCUUUGA
Macrobrachium nipponense is the source of this 3501-nucleotide messenger RNA. RefSeq lists its product as uncharacterized. The transcript has 3 exons. Bases 1 to 3501 code for a protein of 1166 amino acids. Lineage: Eukaryota; Metazoa; Arthropoda; Malacostraca; Decapoda; Palaemonidae. The record is from RefSeq and is a predicted model, not a curated record. Gene Ontology annotation, molecular function: zinc ion binding; nucleic acid binding.